CAUGAAUCUAACACUUGAAAAUCUCCAGGAAUAUGGGGAAGGAGCAAGUAUGUAGGUGUGUCUCUGGUUGGGAAGACUUUGGCUGUGAUGGGAUUUGGGAAGGUCGGAUCAGAAGUUGCAAGACGAGCAAAAGGUCUAGGCAUGCACGUUAUUGCUCACGAUCCUUAUGCUCCGGCAGACAGAGCACGUGCAGUUGGUGUUGAGUUGGUUUCCUUUGAUCAGGCCAUAUCCACUGCUGAUUUUAUCUCCCUCCAUAUGCCUCUUACUCCAACAACUAAGAAAGUCUUCAAUGAUACCACCUUUUCUAAGAUGAAGAAAGGUGCACGUCUCAUUAAUGUUGCUAGGGGAGGUGUUAUUGAUGAAGAUGCUUUGGUCAGGGCUCUUGACUGCGGCAUAGUUGCUCAGGCAGCACUUGAUGUGUUCGCGGAAGAGCCCCCAGCCAAGGAUAGCAAAUUGGUGCAGCAUGAAAAUGUUACCGUCACACCUCAUCUAGGAGCCAGCACCAAAGAAGCUCAGGAAGGAGUGGCUAUUGAAAUAGCAGAAGCUGUUAUCGGAGCAUUGAAUGGAGAACUCUCGGCAACUGCAGUGAAUGCACCAAUGGUUCCUGCUGAGGUUUUAUCAGAACUAGCUCCUUACGUCCAGUUAGCUGAGAAGCUAGGGAGACUAGCAGUACAGCUCGUGGCUGGAGGAAGCGGUAUCCAGACAAUCAAAGUGUCGUACAUAACAGCAAGAGGCCCAGAUGACCUUGAUACUAGACUCCUCAGAGCAAUGAUCACCAAAGGUAUUAUUGAGCCAAUCUCUGAUAUGCACAUCAACCUUGUCAAUGCAGAUUUCACUGCCAAGCAGAAGGGUCUCCGCAUUAGUGAGGAGCGUGUUUCUGUGAAUUCAUCCCCUGAGAACCCAAUCGACUCUAUCCAAAUUCAAAUUCCAAGUGUACAGUCAAAAUUCGAGAGCACCAUCACAGAGAAAGGGGAUAUAAGCAUCGAAGGAAAAGUUAAGGAUGGGAUUCCCCAUUUGACCCGUGUUGGAUCUUUCGCAGUGGAUGUAAGUCUUGAAGGGAACAUUAUCCUUUGCAGACAAGUUGAUCAACCGGGCAUGAUUGGGAAAGUAGGGAUUAUUCUUGCUGACCAUAACGUGAAUGUGAACUUUAUGAGUGUUGGGAGGACUAGCAAGAAGCAGAAGGCUAUAAUGGCAAUUGGUGUGGAUGAAGAACCUGAAGAGGAUGCUCUCAGAAAGAUAGGCCAAGUUCCAGCUGUCGAAGAGUUCGUGUUCCUUAAACUAUAGGAAGCUUCAAGAGUGUAGGAAGAGAUCAUAGAAGAAAGGCUGGCUUCUGCAUAAUAUUCAGAAGCGAUAGGGUAAUUAUAUCAGAUCAACCCUGCUUUGCAUAUGCAGCUCAGGGUUUCUGAUCUCCCCCUAUAUGUGUGUGUUAGUAAUAAUAUUUCAAAAACUUGAACUCUUUAUUGGGAUAAUAAUAUGUUUUAGUACCAUUAGUUCCCCCCCCCCCAGUAAAAAAACGAAUUUUGUGUGUUGAAUCUGUGAUAUAUGAGCUCGAGUUGAAAUUAGCUUCAUAUAUCUAUGUGAUGUAAGAUUCUUGUUUGAUUUUAUAUAAAUGCAGAGAGUUGGUUUGGGUUGCAA
Molecule: messenger RNA, 1635 nt
Organism: Chenopodium quinoa (quinoa)
Lineage: Eukaryota; Viridiplantae; Streptophyta; Magnoliopsida; Caryophyllales; Amaranthaceae
Product: D-3-phosphoglycerate dehydrogenase 2, chloroplastic-like
Exons: 4
Coding region: 88-1284 (398 amino acids)
Molecular function (GO): phosphoglycerate dehydrogenase activity; NAD binding
Source: RefSeq, a predicted model, not a curated record